AUGAGAGUGGUACCAGGUCCAACAUGGAGCCUACACACUACUGCAAGUCUGAUACCAGUGCGUUCAAUUUUGACGGCCUCUGCAACGAGCCGAGUGCGCAUAACCCUUGACACUAAAGGAUUGAAACUCAACUUUGUCACUCACCUACGCGUUACCUUGGGUGAAGAAAAGAAGGCAGGUCCGCCAGAGGAAAGCUAG
Opisthorchis viverrini is the source of this 198-nucleotide messenger RNA. RefSeq lists its product as hypothetical. Lineage: Eukaryota; Metazoa; Platyhelminthes; Trematoda; Opisthorchiida; Opisthorchiidae. The record is from RefSeq and is a predicted model, not a curated record. The transcript has a single exon. Bases 1 to 198 code for a protein of 65 amino acids.